Molecule: messenger RNA, 804 nt
Organism: Chironomus riparius
Lineage: Eukaryota; Metazoa; Arthropoda; Insecta; Diptera; Chironomidae
Source: the annotation of a GenBank genome assembly
AUGGGCACCAGUCAGCAGCAAAUAGAUACUAAGGAUAAGGACAUAGAAGUAACACAGAAAUUCAUUCAAAAAGAACUGGAAAACCAACACGAUAAAAUCAUUACAUUAGAUUUGGCAACACUUGACAAAAUUCCUGAUCAGCUGUAUAAUAUCCUUAGAGUGGCCAGUACUCAAAAUUACACUCAAUUUACGCUGCUAAAUUGUAUUGUAUUAUAUUCUGCUUAUGAGAGUUCAUUAAUUGGUGAUUGGUGUCAGAUUGAUUUAUCAAACUAUACAUUAAGCUGGUGUUCGGCUUUUAAUCAAAGAAUAUUGGAGCACUGCACAUUUCCAAAAGAUAUCUGCAUUAAUAAUAAUCUGCUUCAAUUAACAUUCAAAUUCACACUGGAACAAAGUCGCAAGAUUGUAUUAAAUUCUUUGGAGAGUGGCGACUUUGCACUAUUGAGCAUCUAUGAAUUAAAGGAUCUUGACAAAACACAUUUCGUGCAGAGUAAAUCCAUUACACUUCCGAUAUCGAGAUAUGUACCGUUCAAGAAAUUAUGUGAUCAUGUGCCAAAUUCAUUUAGAAACUUAAAGGAAUUGUCGGUUUUGUUAAAAGAAAAUUUAUUCAUACCCAUCCGAAAUCAAAUGUACGAUGAUUGUGCAGUACUGUCGUGUCCGUGGCUUAAUGGAUUGCCCGAUUGUGUUCUAGUCAAGAUUCUCAAGUAUUUAAAUAAAAAGGAUCUUCAUAGCUUAAAAUGUACAUGUCGCAAACAAUAUGAUUUAUGUAAAGCUUUUGCUUCCAAUAAAAAACGGAAAUUUGAAUAA